UUCAACAUCAACACUGUUAUUUAUUAAAUUUAUUUCAUAUAUCGGUAUCUUAGUGGUAUGAUGUGUGAUUUAUUGUACAAAUACAAAAAACAAAACAGGAAAAAUAACAAUUAAUUUUGUGUAUUGUCUGGCCAGACUAGGAAAGGUUUGGACUAGAUUGCGACAUAAAUAAGGAAAACUUUUCAUCCAUCUGUCGCCACCUGACUGAUGAAAGUAGGUAGUUUUAAAACUUAUAAAAUUACCACUGAAGAUCACUAAGAUGCUAAAAACCGAAUCAGAUAAUACAGCUACCAUACUCGAUUAUCUAAAUGAGGACUGCUGGAUGGCAUUACUUAGCUAUAUACCUGUCAAAUAUGUCAUUCAGUCAGAAAGAGUCAGUCACCGAUGGCAAGAAUUGGUUCUGAAGUAUUUGCGACGUCUCCGAAUUGCUAUUCGGUAUCCCCUGAACUGGAUAUCUUAUUUUUAUGAUGACUACGGUAUGAAUGGAACUUACGGGAAUUAUUAUUUAGGUGACAAUGAGGUAGUUGUCGUUCUCAAUAAAAGAGCAGCCGAUUAUUUAUCAUUCGCAUGUUGGACCAACAAACUUGGUGCAUCUGUUGUAAGCACUUACUGUGCUACCAAUCACAAUAUGGAAACAAUAGGAGAAAACUGUCCUAAUCUAGAAACCCUCGAGAUGUUUCGAGAAUCAAAACAAAGCCUACCAAACAUUCAUAAUGAAAACUUCAAGUGGUUACGGAGACUAUAUUUCACAGAAUAUAAUUGUGUCUCAGAUUUAUAUAUCAGUCGUUUUAUAGCAAAUAAUUCCGUGUUAGAAGAAUUGGAAAUAAACAGUAAUGAAAUCGUGACUGGUAAAUGUUUACUCAACAUCAAAUCGGCAGCGUUGAAAUCCCUGAUGUUCAAUAGAUGCAGAAAAUUAAAAAUGUGCAAUUUGCUCGCCACUGCUAGCAGUCACAAUCUGACAAAGCUGGAGCUCAUUAAUGUUCCUUAUAAUAUAUAUGAAAAUAUACAUUUAAUCCUGAAUAAAUUGCCCAAUUUAGAGGAUUUGUGUGUAUUAGAUGAACAUAUGGAAUGCGAUCAUUUUUUCGAAGCUGUUUGUCGUCUGAGCAAGUUGAAGUUUCUUGUUGUAAUGUAUGAGGCGACGGAUACGAAUCUGGAAGACGUGACAAGAUGCUGUAAGGAUUUAAUCAUUUUGCAGUUCGGAGAUUGUCCUACCGUGUCAUCUCGUGGAAUGGAAGCGGUGACCCGCAACGUGGGGGCGCGUAUCACCAUGCUGGGCAUACCAAAGAGUGAAUAUCUGGAGGAUGAAGAUGUGAUCGCUUGCGUACGCGAAUGCCCUAAUCUAAUGUUCUUGGACAUGAGUGGGUGCUUGCGUCUGAGGCAGGGUAUGCUGAGUGGGGCUGCAGAAGCACGACGCCUCAUGGGCGCCCGGUUUUUUCUGGAACUGGUCGUUAGAGAUACAUUCCUGUAUUUAGAUGAAGAUACGGAACACUAUCGUCAUGAGCUUGUUUUGACGUAUUAAUCGCCAAGGGAACUGUGGGCCGGCUCGACUGCUUCAGAAAGUAAAAUUAAAGCUUUCACUUUUUA
Messenger RNA from Cydia strobilella, 1584 nucleotides. RefSeq lists its product as uncharacterized. Bases 260 to 1519 code for a protein of 419 amino acids. The record is from RefSeq and is a predicted model, not a curated record. NCBI's taxonomy places the organism in Eukaryota, Metazoa, Arthropoda, Insecta, Lepidoptera, Tortricidae. Gene Ontology annotation, biological process: SCF-dependent proteasomal ubiquitin-dependent protein catabolic process. Gene Ontology annotation, cellular component: SCF ubiquitin ligase complex. The transcript is spliced from 8 exons.